Molecule: messenger RNA, 2003 nt
Organism: Actinia tenebrosa (Australian red waratah sea anemone)
Lineage: Eukaryota; Metazoa; Cnidaria; Anthozoa; Actiniaria; Actiniidae
Product: NACHT, LRR and PYD domains-containing protein 6-like
Source: RefSeq, a predicted model, not a curated record
UGAUCACGUGGUGUCAUCACGUGAAAAAUUUAUUUGGCGUCCACUUUUCGUAUUGGGUUUCCACAAGAUUCGGGCAUUACAUGUGCUACGGCUGAAACGUGUUGUACAGAGGUUUUCAAAACGUAAUAAUCACACAAAUCUGAGGUUAUUCGGCAAAUGAGAUGGCUGAUGUUGUAGACCCUGCAAAAUUACUAAUGCUCUCUUCGGGGAAAACUAACUACACGAGGCUUUCAAGACUUCUACUUUGUGGUGGUACGAUGAUCAUGAGAGGAGUGUUAAACUAUCGUUUACCUCGUCUACUCGCAAAACCCAAAGUCAAACAAAAGCUCAAACGCAUGAGAGGGGAAAAAAUAUUACACACAGAGUGGAAGAAACUUUAUCCUGCUCGAGGACGUUAUGGAAAGAGUGAAACAUUUGACAUAUCAUUGAUGUUCAAACUGUUGAGAGAAUUCUCUGGGUUACGAGCGCCUCGUACAGGAUGGGACAACCUGCCUGAUGACGAGGAUCUUACUUCGUCUGCUGAUUUAGUAAGGAUCAAGUAUUAUCGAAACAAAUUUUCUCAUGAUAACGGAAGCAUGGAAGUAAGUGAUGAGGAAUUCAAAGACAUAGGCACUCGAAUCAAGGAUGCGUUAGUAAGGAUGUUGCUCAACAGCAAUUUACCAAAAAUUGCUGAAUGGAAAAAUGCGAUGGAUGGUCUGCUCAGUGGCUCCAAAACAGAGGAGGAUGAAGUGAAACUGAACCAACGAAUCAAGGAUGGAGGCACGAAGUUAAAGAUGUUUUUAAGAAACUACCAUAGCAGUGGUGAAAGAAGACUCGUUCUUCCACUUCCUUGGAUGGAACCGGAAGGCGAGCGUUUCCAUAUCAAGAAUCUUUACACUCAAGUGAAAAUAUCCGAAAAAGACACCGAUGAAUUAGUCGAAAUGGAAAGUCUUUUUUCUCCAAGCUCUGGAGGUUUGGCAAAGUGCACUAGGAUCCUGAUAGAAGGCGAACCAGGAAUCGGAAAGUCUUCAUUGUGCAAGAAGAUAGCUUAUGACUGGAGCAUGAACGAAGCUUCAGUUUCUCACAUCUUUCAGCAAUUUGAGCUAUUGUUCGUGCUCAAGUGUACUGGUAAACAGCUCCACCAUGAAGACAUCUGGAGUCUUAUUGAGGAAGAGAUCCUACCUAAAGAGCUUUGCAGCCAGAAAGAAGAAAUGUGGAUGUACAUCAAGGAACAACAGGAGAAGCUGUUGCUGAUAAUAGAUGGGUUUGAUGAGAUUUCUACAGCCCAUGGCUCCAAGACAAGGAAGGCAGUCCUAGACAUCAUAAGCGGAAAAAUGCUUUCACGGUGUCACUUGAUCGUAACCUCGCGUACCGACAAAGAGUCAGAGAUUCGCAAACACUUCGACAAGAUUCUAAAUAUAAGGGGAUUUCAGUGGAACGAGUCCUGCAAUUUUUUCAGGAAGUUCUUCUCGUCAUCUCCAGAUAAGGCCAGAGAUAUAAUUUCAUGGAUUCGUAAAAAUAAUGAAGUCAAGGAAUUGGUUGGCAAUCCCUUGUAUGCAGCCUUCACGAGCCUCAUCUUUGAAGAAGAACAGCAAGACAAGCUUGACCUUUUUGGUUUUUUCUACGAAAUCGUAUUCUGUGUUACAAAACGAUAUUGUGUUGAGAAACAAGACCAACAAGUGAAUGAUGAUACACUUAUGAAUAAGUUUCAUGACGAGCAUUUGAUGCUUGGAAAGCUUGCACUCGAAAUGAGUAAGGGACAGGUCGAUUAUCUUGAAGAAGGGGUUCCUUUCUCGCAUUUGUCGCAGACCCUCAAAGACCUGGGUUUUCUCAGUCACAGAAAAGUGAUAAACAGGAUAAGGCCAAAGUCCUGUUUUUGUUUCUCUCAUUCCUUAAUCAGGAAGUAUUUUGCUGCAUUUUAUGAGAGAGAAUCGUCUAGGAUUAUUAGUAAUCGUGACCUGAAUGAACGUCCGCGGUUGGGUGGGUGGAUGCAGUGGGUCGGUCCAGUGGGUCCAGUUUUUUAA